Gracilinanus agilis (Agile Gracile Mouse Opossum) is the source of this 1188-nucleotide messenger RNA. RefSeq names its product Golgi apparatus membrane protein TVP23 homolog B-like. Gene Ontology annotation, cellular component: Golgi membrane. NCBI's taxonomy places the organism in Eukaryota, Metazoa, Chordata, Mammalia, Didelphimorphia, Didelphidae. Gene Ontology annotation, biological process: protein secretion; vesicle-mediated transport. Bases 1 to 582 code for a protein of 193 amino acids. The transcript has 6 exons. The record is from RefSeq and is a predicted model, not a curated record.
AUGGCUAUGGACCUGGGAGAUGGGAAAAAUUAUUCUGCCAAGUGUAGGAGUAAACACCUACACCCAGUGGCAUCAUUUUUUCAUUUAUUCUUUCGAAUUGGCGCAAUAAUUGUCUAUCUUCUCUGCGAAUUGCUAAGCAGCAGCUUUAUUGCCUGUAUGGUGACAAUUAUCUUGUUAUUAUCGUGUGACUUUUGGACAGUGAAGAAUAUAACUGGCAGGCUCAUGGUUGGUUUGCGCUGGUGGAACCAUAUAGAUGAUGAUGGAAAGAGUCACUGGGUAUUCGAGGCUCGAAAGGAUUCAAAUCAAGAGAAAAGAACCUCUUCAGAAGCUGAGUCACGGAUUUUUUGGUUAGGACUAAUUUCCUGUCCAAUUAUGUGGGUGAUAUUUGCCUUUAGUGCUCUCUUCUCUUUCAAAUUGAAGUGGUUGGCAGUGGUCACCAUGGGUGUGGUACUACAAGGUGCCAAUCUGUAUGGCUAUAUCAGAUGCAAAGUAGGCAACCAAAGUAAUUUAACUAGUAUGGCUACCACUUAUCUUGGAAAGCAGUUCUUGAGACAAAACAUUAAAGAUGAUCAAAUAUCUUGAAGAUGAGAAGACACACAUCUCAUAUUGAAGAACAGUUGAAAAGAUUGUCUCAAUCCUUUUGGAACUGAGUAAAUAAUUCGCAGGGGGCAUCAUUAGAGAUUUUUCUCAUUGAAAAUUUAAAAAAAACCUUUUUUAUAGGAAGAUAAUGUUUUUGGCAAAAAAUUCUGUCUUAGGAUUAUUUUUUUAAGGUUGUCUCAAAACCAAAUAGGGUGUGCUCAUUCAUAAUUUUAGAAGAAGGGAAAUUACCUAAAAUAUCAGGAGUUUGUACUGAGUUUUUGGCUUGCAUUUCAGAAAUCAUCACUUUACAAUACUAUAUUCAUGGUGAAAAUUUUUGUCUUAAAUUGUAAACAAGCAAAUAAAAUGAUAUGCCCUACUCAGUUUGUCAAUACUAUUAAAUCUAAAUAAUUUUUAAGGGAAGUAUUUAUUUUGGUCUUCAGCAAGCUGUUUAUUCAUGUGCUAUUUAUUAUAUGUGGCUUGGUCUAGCAAUAUUAGGGGCUUCUUAUAUGCUUCUAAUUAGUUGAGUUAUAGUUGUACAGUUUGCUUUGAACUCUUAUUUUGGAAAAUCUUACUAAAAGUACACAUAAUAAAGUAUUACUUUUAAUGUUA